UGACUAGCAACGCGGGGGAGAUGGCGGCGCUGGUGGCGACCGAGGCCGCGGCGUCCCCGGACCCGGCGGAAGCCGCCGAGACGGCCGAGGCGGCGGAGCUAAGCCGCGUACUGAGCCGCAUGCUGCCCGGUCUGGAGGCCGACAGCAAGCUGGGCCGGCGGCGCGCGCUGGAGGCGCUGCAGCGCACCCUGGAGGCGGCGCGGCCCGAGGCGCCCGACGGCGACCCCGCCGCCGCAGCCGCCGCCUUUCAGGGCCCGUGGGCGCGCUUGCUGCUGCCGCGCCUGCUGCGCUGCCUGGCCGACCCGGCCGAGGGCUGCCGCGCGCUGGCCGUACACCUGCUGGACUUGGGCCUGCGGCGAGCCGCCCGGCCCCGUGACGCCCUCCCGCGCCUGCUGCCCGCUCUCGCCGCGCGCCUGGCCGGCCCCGAGCCCGCGCGCCGCCCACCGCCCGAGGUCUGCGAGGAGCUGCGCCUGGCGCUAGUGCAGCUGCUCCACCUGGCCGUACGCCUGAGCGGCGCUGCGCUCGCGCCCCACCUGGACGACGCGGUGCGCGUGCUGCGCUGCACGCUGCUUGACCCCUUCGCCGCCGUGCGCCGAGAGAGCUGCGAGUGCGCCGCGGGCCUGGCGCGCGCCACGCCAGACCACUUCCACAUGCAGUCGGAGUCCUUGAUCGGCCCCCUGAUGCAGUCCAUCUCCCACCAGCACUGGAAGGUGCGGGUGGCCGUCAUCGAGGCCACGGGCACGGUGAUCCAGUUUGGCAGCGGGAAGUCAGUGGACGACGUCCUUCCUCACUUUGCUCAGCGGCUCUUUGAUGAUGUCCCCCAGGUGCGCCAGGCAGUGGCGCGUGUGGUCGGGGGCUGGCUGCUGCACCUGCGGGACCGCUACUCAUUCUUGCACAAGCUCAUCCCGCUUCUCCUGAGCAGCCUCGACGACGAGAUCCCCGAGAUCGCGUGCGAGGCAGCCGGCCUCUGGGAGCAGGUCGGGCUGCGCUGGCAGAUGGAGAACGAGGAGGACCUCAAGGACAAGCUGGACUUCGCUGGCCCGCCCCCCGCACACCACCCCUCGCCAGGGAGCCGCCCGGGGCUGGGCUGCCGGGAGCUGGUCUUCAGAAACCUCUCCAAGAUCCUUCCCGCCAUCUGUCACGACAUCACCGACUGGGUGGUGGCGACCAGGGUGAAGUCGGCACAGCUGCUGGCGGUACUGCUGCUGCACGCGGAAGGCCACAUCACGCAGCACCUGGAGCCCGUCCUGCGCACCCUGCUCCACGCCUGUGCCGACGAGGAGAAGGCCGUGGUCCGCAGUUGCACGAGAUCUGCAGAGCUGAUCGGGACCUUCGUCAGCCCGGAGGUGUUUCUGAAGUUGAUCUUGUCGAUGCUGAGGAAGUCUCCCUCCCCCUCCGGCCUCCUGGUCUUUGCCUCCAUCAUCCGAGGCUGCCCGAGGGAGGCCCUCCGGCCGCACGUGAAGGUCAUCGCCGUGGAGUUGGCCCACGCUCACAUCUGCCAGGGGUCUGAAAAUCGACUGUACGGGGAGCGCCUGCUGCAGUGCGUGCAGGCCAUGGUGUCCGUGAGCCGGGAGGACUGCCGAGGGGCCGGCGUGCCGCUCAUGGAGGUGCUGGUGACUGUCCUGGCGCUGUGGGGACCCGCGGGGCUUGGUGCCAAGGUUCAGGAGGCGCUGGCCGAGCUGGCUGCGGUGGAGAGCGUGGACGGCAGCCAGGACCUCUUCCGAGCGCACGUGGGCGCCCUCCUGGAGCGGCUGGCUGCCUCGCACCGGGACUGGACCGGCCACUCCACGGGGUUCCUGCAGUUUGACGUGGUGCUUGCUCACUCAGGCCCUGCCCUCGGAGAAGCCUUGCCCCAGCUGGUGCCCAUCCUCAGGAGCUGCCUCCAGCCAGCCCGGGACCCACCCAUGCGCCUGAAGCUCUUCUCCACCCUGUCGGGGCUGCUGCUGGGAGCCCGGGAGACGGUGGACUCGCAGGGACAGUUCCAUGGCUACCUGGACACCCUGAUCAAGGACAUCUUCGUCCCCAAUCUGCAGUGGCACGCGGGGAGGACGGCUGCGGCCAUCCGUACAACGGCUGUGUCCUGCCUCUGGGCGCUUGUCAGCAGCGGAGUCCUGUCAGAUGAGCAGAUACAGGAAGUGCAGGAAAUGUUGAUGCCUCAAAUUCUAACCACCCUGGAAGAAGAUUCUCAGAUGACUCGAUUGAUUUCAUGCCGAAUCAUUAACGUGUUUUUAAAGACCUCUGAUGGUGUGAUAGAUGCAGACAAAUUCAUCAUGAUUUAUCCUGAACUCUUAAAACGCCUGGAUGACGUUUCCAAUGAGGUGAGGCUGGCGGCCACCACCUCCUUGGCCACCUGGUUGGAGCGUGUCGGGAACGAGGCCGGCAAGUGCUAUUACCAGAGCAACAUUCAGCACCUGUACAGGGAGCUGCUCGUGUACCUCGACGACCCUGAGAGCGCCAUCCAGGACGCAGUUCUCGAGGCCCUCAAAGCAGGCAGUGUCCUCUUCCCUGACCUCCUGGUGAGAGAGAUGGAGGCCGUCCUCCAUAAGCAUCGUUCACCCACCCACUGCGAGCAGCUGCUACAGCACCUGCAGGCCCUGCCGCCCGCCCCGUGACCAGAGUCCUGGGAGCAGAGCCUCAGCGCAACAGCUGGGGGGAGCGAACACCCAAGCCACGUCCUCACCUGGACUGGGAUUCGUGGCCUUUAAAUCUCGUCACAGGGCACCUUUCUGUCAACAGCCGAGGACCCUCACAAGCAAGCCUUUAACAGCAAGAAGAAUGUAUUCUCUAAGCACCGUGCCCAGUGCUCUCCUGGGACAGUUCUUCACACCCAGCAGUUUUUGAAAUAAAUAACUUUCACUGAGUGGCUUCUGUAUUUUAUGGCAAACUCAUGCAAUUCACUGAGAGGUCUGCCAGCAAUCGACAGCCACCUUCAAAUUAAAUGUCAGCUUCUCAUACCAAAUCAGCACAUUCUUUUUUUUAGUCUACGUGCACUGCUAGGUUCCUGGGUUAUUGGUUCUUUCUUGCUUAAAUGCCCACCAAGAAAGUUCUUGAGUAUUUAAAAAGAAGAAAGACAAAGUGAUUAAAAGGAAUGUUCUUUCUUUGGGUUCUGUCUACUGAAACUUAAUAUCUCAGUGAAAGACUGAAAAGAAUUUGAAAUCUUAAGAACUAUUAUCAGUGAAAUCGUUCCCAUUUAAGAUACACUGGAAUUUAAAAUGUUAUGUGGAUAUAUUUGGUCACAGUAUUUUUUCUUAGGUCAGUAAUUCUGACAGUUGAAAAUAGGAUGUUUAAUCAGAUAUAAUUUUGGUUGCUCUCUUGUAAGUAGCAGUACAGUAAAGUUGUAUUAUAUUUUCCUGUACUUUCUAUCCCCAAGUGCCUAAAAGAGUUCAUUUUAAGUGAGUUUUAUUUCCAUAAGCCAAAUAUUUAUGUUAAGGGAAAAAAAAUGCUGUGUUUUUUCCAAAAAUCAAAUACUAACACUUAUGCUUUGGUAUUUGAAAAUAUAACUUAAAAUAUUUAUUAUAACUAUUCUG
Molecule: messenger RNA, 3527 nt
Organism: Globicephala melas (long-finned pilot whale)
Lineage: Eukaryota; Metazoa; Chordata; Mammalia; Artiodactyla; Delphinidae
Gene: DNAAF5
Product: dynein axonemal assembly factor 5
Biological process (GO): inner dynein arm assembly; cilium movement; outer dynein arm assembly
Cellular component (GO): cytoplasm
Molecular function (GO): dynein intermediate chain binding
Source: RefSeq, a predicted model, not a curated record